This is a messenger RNA of Astyanax mexicanus (Mexican tetra), 2122 nucleotides long. It is a transcript of the gene mat2ab, whose product is annotated as methionine adenosyltransferase II, alpha b. The record is from RefSeq and is a predicted model, not a curated record. Gene Ontology annotation, molecular function: ATP binding; methionine adenosyltransferase activity. NCBI's taxonomy places the organism in Eukaryota, Metazoa, Chordata, Actinopteri, Characiformes, Acestrorhamphidae. Gene Ontology annotation, biological process: S-adenosylmethionine biosynthetic process. Bases 104 to 1306 code for a protein of 400 amino acids. The transcript has 9 exons. Gene Ontology annotation, cellular component: cytosol; methionine adenosyltransferase complex.
CGGGGUAUAAAGGGGUGGCGUGAGCAGAUCCCUGAGAACCGGCCCGGCGCGCGAGUCUUACUGAGGAGAAGAGCCGCAGACCGCGGGAAACAGAGCCGCAGACAUGAUGAACGGAGAGAUGAACGGACAGAUGAACGGCUUCCACAACGCGCUGAUCGACGAGGACUGCUUCCUCUUCACCUCCGAGUCCGUUGGAGAGGGACACCCAGACAAGAUUUGUGACCAAAUUAGUGAUGCUGUGCUCGAUGCUCAUCUUAAGCAAGACCCGGAUGCCAAAGUAGCAUGUGAAACAGUAGCUAAGACUGGAAUGAUCCUCCUGGCUGGAGAAGUGACCUCUCGUGCCACUGUGGACUACCAGAAGGUCGUCCGUGACACUAUUAGGCACAUUGGAUAUGAUGAUUCCACAAAAGGCUUUGAUUACAAGACCUGCAACGUGCUGGUAGCUUUGGAGCAGCAGUCUCCAGACAUUGCCCAAGGGGUGCACCUGGACCGUAACGAGGAGGACGUUGGUGCAGGGGACCAGGGUCUGAUGUUUGGCUAUGCCACCGAUGAGACAGAAGAGUGCAUGCCCCUCACCAUCGUCCUCGCCCACAAGCUCAAUGCCAAGAUGGCUGAAUUGCGCCGCAAUGGUGUUCUGCCCUGGCUACGACCAGACUCCAAGACGCAGGUGACAGUGCAGUACAGACAAGACCGUGGAGCAAUGCUGCCAGUGCGUGUGCACACCAUAGUCGUCUCAGUCCAGCACGAUGAGGACAUUUGCCUGGAUGAAAUGCGAGAUGCUCUGAAAGAGAAAGUGGUCAAAGCUGUCGUCCCCUGUGUCUACCUGGAUGAUGACACUAUCUACCAUCUGCAGCCAAGUGGCCGUUUUGUAAUUGGGGGUCCUCAGGGCGAUGCUGGAUUAACAGGUCGUAAAAUUAUUGUCGACACCUAUGGAGGCUGGGGAGCCCAUGGUGGAGGAGCUUUCUCUGGGAAAGACUACACCAAAGUGGACCGCUCCGCCGCCUAUGCUGCCCGCUGGGUGGCCAAAUCCCUGGUCAAAGCAGAGCUGUGCAGACGCGUACUCGUGCAGGUAUCCUAUGCUAUUGGAGUGGCUCAUCCUCUGUCCAUCUCAAUCUUUCACUACGGCACAUCCCAGAAGAGUGAGAGGGAACUGCUAGACAUUGUUAGAAAAAACUUUGACCUUCGUCCAGGAGUUAUAGUGAGGGACCUGCAGCUGAGGAAGCCCAUUUAUCAGAGGACGGCCGCCUACGGCCACUUUGGCCGCGACUCCUUCUCUUGGGAGAUUCCUAAAAAGCUUCAGUACUAAACUUUUUCCCCUAGGCCUGCUGACGUAGCCUACAGAGAAGUCUGCAUGGUACGAAGGGAGGAAAAGUUCACCCAGACUUACUUGUGCAGUCCAUAUCCUAUUAUCUUUCAACCUUUAACAGGGGCAAGAAUUUGGCUUGAAAUAAGCAGAAAAGCCAAUCUACAAGACUUAAAUGUAACAGGUGAACUGUAGCUUUUAAUCAGUGAACUGUCAGUUAUGCAUUUCGUAAUGACAUGAUGCAUGCACUCAUUCAACUGGACUAAACCAUUAAUGAAACUAAUAAUGAAAUCACUGCUUUCCUGGCCAGCUCUUUAGGGUUGGAAUCCAUAUCAGUAUAUGAAUACUGUUUCAGCAUUAUUUAUUUGUGCUUAUACACUUUAUAUAUAUAUAUAUAUAUAUUUAAAGAGGCUGUACUUUGUAGAGCAGCUAUAUGUGAAGACAGCGUUUUAGUUUGUAACUAAGUUUCCAGUGGUCUUUGGUGGUUCCAAAGUGUACUACAGAAAAACUUUGGAUUUCAGCCACACUGAGGCCACUGGCUGCUGUAAGAGGUAUGUAGUGCCAUAUUUGGGUUCUUGGUGCUCAUUCUCUCAAUGACAUCCACUUUCUUUACAACUUCUGAUCUUGCCUCUUACUUGGAAAGAUUGCAAAUUUGGCUGGUGUGGUACAGAGAAACCAGCUUUGUUUACAUGCAAUCAUGCUCUCUUUCUCUCUAGCUCGUUCUCCUUCUCUCUCUCUCUCUCUCUCUCUCUCUCUCUUUAGUAAGUUUUAUUUCAUUUUUACUUUUUUAACAAUAAAAUGUAUUUUUAUUCUUACAAA